UUGAACAGCAGUUAAGGCUUAAAAUGAGAAUUCUCGCUUUGGGAUUAAUAUUUUAUUUUAUUAACUUUUCAUACAGUUGUGACCCAACUGUUACAACUGCUUCUGGAAGUUUAGCACCAUCAACAAUUUGUUCUCGUGAUUUAAUCUUUGAGGAUAAUUUUGAUGAUAAAACUAUAAACCAAAAUAAGUGGCUGUUUGAUAAUACAUUAUGGGGUGGUGGAAAUAAGGAAUUUCAAUGGUAUCCUGGUUAUGACAAGGAUAAUGCUUUUGUUGAAGAUGGAAUAUUGAGAUUUGUUCCAACGACUACAGCUGAAAAGUUUGGCGAAGAAUUUCUUUACACAGCACAUGUUGUUAUCCCAGAAGAUGAAUGUACAAUUGGUUAUGACAAUGGUUGUGAGAAACAAGGAACUGAGGACAACAUUAUCAAUCCUAUAAGAAGUACACGAAUGGAUUCGAGAUAUGCCUUUAGAUUUAAAUAUGGUGAAUUAGAAAUUCGUGCAAAAUUACCAACUGGAGACUGGUUAUGGCCUGCAUUAUGGGGUAUGCCAUUUUAUGAUACCUAUAAAGGUUGGCCAAGCUGUGGCGAAAUUGAUUUAAUGGAAGGUCGAGGCAAUCGUGAACUAUACGAUGGUGACGUAAAUACAGGAAUUUAUCAAAUAGGCAGCACAAUGCAUUUUGGACCAGAUGCGGGGCACAACGGUUGGCCUACAGCUCAUGCUACUAUUAGUCAAGUUCCAGCAUUCAGUGAUGGAUUUCAUAGAUACAGAUUUAGAUGGACACCAACAGAUAUAACAUAUUUUGUUGAUAACAAGCAUAUCAAUACAGUCAAAGCUGGAGAAGGAUUUUGGAAACGUGGUGGAUGGGAAGACUCUGGUCUUGAAAAUCCUUACAUCAAUGGAACUGUGAUGGCACCGUUUGAUCAUGAAUUUUACAUCAUCAUGAACCUUGCUGUUGGUGGAACUGCUUUCUUUCCUGAUCAUUGGGUUAAUAAGCCUUAUCCGAAACCAUGGGAAAAUAGCAGCGGUACAGCACCAAAAGAUUUUUGGCAAGCACGACAUUUAUGGGAACCAACAUGGAAUCGUAAUACAAAUUCUUCACAUAUGAUGAUUGAUUACGUUAGAGUUUGGGCAUUAUAAUCACUUUAUUUCAUGUCAUAAAGCCAAAAAAAAAUUUAAAAU
Molecule: messenger RNA, 1178 nt
Organism: Chironomus riparius
Lineage: Eukaryota; Metazoa; Arthropoda; Insecta; Diptera; Chironomidae
Source: the annotation of a GenBank genome assembly